AAACAACCGACCCAGGAGAAGAAAAAAAAGGGGCAAAGGACAAAUAGUCUUUGGCUGGCGCCACCCAAGAGCAAGCUAGCCUUUUUGCCAGUCUAGAAUUCAGACAGAACAACCCCAAGGAUAUUUUACCCGUAUCAAGAUCAGACACGGGCGCAUUUCAGCGGCCAUAUGACAAUUCUCUCUCACGCAUGCAUACCUACCUCUUCCAGUUAUACGAUAAAGCCGGUCAAGUCACAGAAAAUGGGCCCAUAUGCACCCACCAGAGCCAUUUGCCCCGCGUCGAGAGUGAGCCAUUCAAAAAUGACUGUACGACUCACGUUUCCCUCAAGAGCGACAUCGGUCCAGCGGUACCAAACAAACAAAUGGCUAAGAAGCCAGAAGCAGGUUUGGGUUUUUUGCCAGGACGAUCAUGUCGCGUGUACGGAGUAG
This is a messenger RNA of Pyricularia grisea, 429 nucleotides long. RefSeq lists its product as uncharacterized. The transcript has 2 exons. The record is from RefSeq and is a predicted model, not a curated record. Bases 169 to 429 code for a protein of 86 amino acids. NCBI's taxonomy places the organism in Eukaryota, Fungi, Ascomycota, Sordariomycetes, Magnaporthales, Pyriculariaceae.